Molecule: messenger RNA, 336 nt
Organism: Botrytis fragariae
Lineage: Eukaryota; Fungi; Ascomycota; Leotiomycetes; Helotiales; Sclerotiniaceae
Exons: 2
Coding region: 1-336 (111 amino acids)
Source: RefSeq, a predicted model, not a curated record
AUGCCUUACCUUUCAAGCAUCAGCGAUACAAUGUGGAUGUGCUGUUAUAACGCAUCGAGGGAUAAUCAAGGGGUGAGUUUAUUCCCAAGAAUAAUACAAGAAGUUAAUAAUGUGCUAACUAGAUUCAAGUGCGGCGAACGUAACAAGAUGAAGUUGGACAAUUGUAGCAAAUGCUCUCACGAAAAAUGCGCUAAAUGCAGGGUAACGCGAUUACAGAUGUUGAUGGAGGACUUCAUAGACACCGAUAAAGUAAAGGAGGCGUUGGAGUCGCAACUAAAGGAAACCCCAACAGGGCAGUGCUGGUCGACAGAUAUUAUGCGAGAUUGGAUUGGGUGA